UUGGCUACGCCCCCUUCGUAUUCGAGAGGAAAAACAAUUUUUCAUGAAUUCAAGAAGGCAUUAUUAUUUGGUAAAUUAGAGGGCAAAACGCCGGUGUGAUGGUGACUCCGAUUUUGAGACUACUUAAUUUUGUACCCAAAACAAUAAGAUGUGUUCCAGGUCUGAGUGGAAACUUCCUGCUCGCACAAAGCCCCGCACUUCGAAUCGCUGCUUUGCCAGGUCAACCAUGCCGAAUGACAAGUUUUUUCAACAAAAUACCUGCGGAGAACAUCUGGAAAGGGGUGACAAGUGUGAGUAACGCAGGAAAGAAGAGAGGCCGAGGCAAAGGCACCGGCAGGAAAACGGCGAAAAAUCUCAACCGAGGCCAGGUCAUUGGAGUUGGAAAGUUGAAUAUCAUGUGGCCUGGUUUGUCUGCGCCGAUCCUUCAGGGCAAGGACUUGGUGCGGCAGCAGCAGUUGCCCGAGGACACCGAACGAAUGGCCAAACUUGUCAAGAUGAGAGACGAGAUGAGCACCUUCAGAUACCUUCGACUUCUGCCAAUUGAAAGAGGCUGGAGCGGUACCAAACUGCCAGGAAGGUCCAUCGGUCCGCCUGAUCCUGUUGGCGACGAUGCCUUCGAGGGUUUCGAUACAAAGGUUUUAGAGUUCAAAUCGGUUUUCCACAUGAAGGGCAACUUUGGCCGCAGAAGAAGAAUGAGCUGCAUGGCCAUCACUGGAAAUGGGAAAGGUCUUGCCGGCUUCGGACUGGCAAAGUCUGUUGAUGGCCGCUCGGCAGUGAAGCGGGCAAGAAACAGGGCUGGCCAGAAACUAAUGUACAUUGAGCUGUACAACAAUCACACUGUGAUGCACGAUUUCUUCACCCAAUUCGGCCGCACCAAGAUUUUCGUCACUCAAAAACCCGAAGGUUUCGGCUUGGUUUGCCACAGAGCCAUAAAAACAAUGUGUGAGGUCAUCGGCAUCAAGGAUUUGUACGCCAAAGUCGAAGGGUCCACAAAUCUGCAGCACAUUGUCAAAGCCUUCUUCAUCGGUCUUCUAAAACAGAAAACUCACAAGCAAAUGGCCGAGGAGAAGGGGCUGCACCUGGUCGAAUUUAAAAAGGAACAAGGCUAUUUUCCGAAGGUCAUCGCCUCGCCUACCAAAUGCAGGUCAAAGGCCGAACUGAAACCUGACGAGCUGCUCGAUUACUCUCAGUACGUGAUGGACGGGCGGGUUGUGCUGAAGAAGAAGAAAUACCCCAAGUUCUAUGUCAACACACCUGGCUGGCAAAUUCAUUUGAAGAAGUACUUGUGGCGCCGAAAUCACGAUGACGUGCGACUGAGGAUGGUCACAGAGCAAGGGGAAAUCCGGAGCUUCUUGACGGAUAAAUAUCCCGAGGCCAAGCCACAGGUCUGGGUCAAAAAGAGACAAGAGGAGCAGCCAGAGGAGUGAAUUGUUUGAUGCGUUAGACCAAUAAAAUCAAAGUGAAUUCGUAACAAAAAUCAAAAUGAAA
Molecule: messenger RNA, 1488 nt
Organism: Neocloeon triangulifer
Lineage: Eukaryota; Metazoa; Arthropoda; Insecta; Ephemeroptera; Baetidae
Gene: mRpS5
Product: small ribosomal subunit protein uS5m
Exons: 10
Coding region: 99-1427 (442 amino acids)
Biological process (GO): translation
Cellular component (GO): ribosome
Molecular function (GO): structural constituent of ribosome; RNA binding
Source: RefSeq, a predicted model, not a curated record